CCAGGCCUGCCCGCGCCCCGGCCGCAGGUGACAGGUGGGUGGCAAGGCCGGCGUCCAGGUGUGCGGCCCCCCGCCGGCCUCAUCCGCCUCUGAACCGGUGCGGGGUUCCGGGCCGGGCCGCCGUGGCGGUCCCGCUGCCAGCGUCGCCUCCCCCGAGAGGGUCCCACUUCUGCCACCCUGCUGGGCCCUCUAGGAGCAUGGAAGUCCUUUCUCCUCUCGAUGUGCGAAUCACCGGCCCUGGAUGGAAGGAGGGUGUCUGCCUUCUAGGUCAGCCCUGGCCUGAGGCCCCCCCAGCUCCGAAUUCUCCACGUCUGUCCACUUGUUCUGCGGAGAUGACUGAUCCUUUCUGUGUCGGAGGAGGCCGCCGGAUCCCAGGGUCCAGCAAGAGUGGAUCUGGGAAGGAUAGCAGCCGGAACGAGGUCCGGCUUCCUGUGCUACAUGACCCACCAAAGCCGGGGAUGCCGGUGGUCCGGGGUGGGCAGACGGUGCCUAGCCAGGCCCCCCUCUGCUUUGACCCUGGAAGUCCAACCAGCGACAGGACAGAAGGGAAGAAAAAGGGACGUCCAAAAGCUGAGAACCAGGCCCUCCGAGACAUUCCCCUCUCCCUGAUGAACCAGUGGAAAGAUGAAUUCAAGGCUCACUCGAGGGUGAAGUGUCCAAACUCGGGGUGCUGGCUGGAGUUCCCUAGCAUCUACGGGCUCAAGUACCAUUACCAGCGGUGCCAAGGGGGUGCCAUCUCAGAAAGGCUGACCUACCCCUGCCCCUUCUGUGAGGCUGCGUUCACCUCUAAGACGCAGCUAGAGAAACACCGGAUUUGGAACCACAUGGACCGACCCCUGCCUGCCCCCAAGCCUGGGCCGGUCAGCCGGCCGGUCACCAUCAGCAGGCCUGUUGGAGUCAGCAAGCCCAUUGGAGUGAGCAAACCUGUCACUAUCGGCAAACCCGUGGGUGUCAGCAAACCCAUUGGCAUCAGCAGGCCUGUGACAGUCACCAGGCCUGUGCCAGUCACCAAGCCUGUGCCAGUCACCAAGCCUGUCACCGUUACCAAGCCUGUCUCGGUUACCAAGCCUGUCACUAUCACCAGGCCUGUCACAGUCACCAGGCCUGUCCCGGUCAACAAGCCUGUCACCGUCACCAGGCCUGUGCCGGUCAACAAGCCAGUGCCAGUUACCAAGUCUCUGCCAGUCACCAGACCUGUUCCCGUCACCAAGCCAGUGACAGUCAACAAACCAGUGCCAGUUAGCAAGCCUGUGCCGGUUGCUAAGCCAGUGACCAUCAGCAGACCAAUGCCGAUGACAAAGCUCAUGCCUGUCACGAAGCCAGUGACGGUGAGCAGGCCCACCACCAUCAGCAGACACACGCCUCCCUGCACAGCGGUGCUGCUCACCCCGCCUGAGAACAAAGCUCGUGCCACCGGGAGGGGCAGCAGCAAGAAAAGGACUGCAGACGGCUUGGAUGCUGGCCCUGUCCCAUCUAAGCAGGCCAGGCCAGAGAGUGGGGGCUAUGGCUCGCCCAGGGCGAGCCACAACUUGGCCUUUCCGCUGAGCACAGACCCUGGCAGCAGCUCCCUCUCUCUGGGCAGCAGGCCCCUGGGGGGCAAGGAGGCGCCGAGGACCACAGGCUCCACAUCCCCACCUGAGGAGGGCGCAGAGCGCACAAAGCAUAGAAGGAAACAGAAAACACCCAAGAAGUUUACGGGGGAGCAGCCGUCCAUCUCAGGGACCUUUGGACUCAAAGGCCUGGCCAAAGCGGAGGACAAAUCCCGCAUCCACCGCUCCAAGAAGCAGGAGGGGCCAGGCCCCGAGGACAUGCGGAAGAAGGUGCCGGCCCCCACCAGCACUGUCACCAAGGAGGUGCCGGCCCCUGUGGCCCACCUGUCUCCAGGUGUCCCCGAGGAGCAGUGGCAGCGGGUCAUCCAUGAACGGGGGGAGGCUGUCUGCCCCACCUGCAGUGUGGUCACCCGGAAGACCCUUGUGGGGCUCAAGAAGCACAUGGAGGUUUGUCAGAAGCUGCAGGACGCGCUCAAAUGCCAGCACUGCCGGAAACAGUUCAAGUCCAAGGCUGGCCUCAACUACCAUACCAUGGCCGAGCACAGUGCCAAGCCCUCUGAUGAGGCCUCGGAGGGGAGUGAGCAGGAGGAGCGGGAGCGGCUGCGCAAGGUGCUGAAGCAGAUGGGGAGGCUGCGCUGUCCCCAGGAGGGGUGCGGGGCUGCCUUCUCCAGCCUCAUGGGCUACCAGUACCACCAGCGACGCUGUGGGAAGCCGCCCUGCGAGGUGGACAGCCCCUCCUUCCCCUGCACCCACUGCGGCAAGACCUACCGCUCCAAAGCCGGCCAUGACUACCACGUGCGAUCGGAGCAUGCAGCUCCGCCCCCUGAAGAGCCCGAGGACAAGCCCUCGGAGGCUGAGGAUCUGCCGGGCAUCGAGCGGACCCCUAGCGGCCGCAUCCGCCGCACAUCGGCCCAGGUGGCUGUGUUCCACCUGCAGGAGAUUGCAGAAGAUGAGCUGGCCCGGGACUGGACCAAGCGGCGGAUGAAGGAUGACUUGGUGCCCGAGACCGCACGGCUCAACUACACCCGGCCAGGUCUUCCCACACUCAACCCCCAGCUGCUGGAGGCCUGGAAGAAUGAAGUCAAGGAGAAAGGCCACGUCAACUGCCCCAAUGAUUGCUGUGAAGCCAUCUACUCCAGUGUGUCAGGCCUCAAGGCCCAUCUUGCCAGCUGCAGUAAGGGAGACCACCUGGUGGGGAAGUACCGCUGCCUGCUGUGUCCGAAAGAGUUUGGCUCCGAAAGCGGCGUCAAGUACCACAUCCUCAAGACCCAUGCAGAGAACUGGUUCCGUACCUCGGCAGACCCACCUCCCAAACACAGGAUCCAGGCUUCACUGGUGCCCAAGAAGGAGGAGAAGAAAAGUCUGUCAGGUGGGAAGAAGCGUGGCCGCAAGCCCAAGGAGAGGCCUCCUGAGGAGCCCACGCUCAAGAUGCCCCCACGCCGGGACGACUGGCCCCCAGGAGGCAGAGACAAGGGGGCCCGGGGCUCCGCCAGCCGGAAGGUGGGAGCCAGCAGGGCAGCUGAGAAGUGAGCGAGGUGGCUGGCAGGCGGGUGGGGCCCGGCCCGGCCCCCACUCUGGCCGCCAAUCCCCUGUCCGUCCAGGGUGGGCGAGCUAGCUUCAGGACCGCCUCCUCUCCAGUUCUCCAGCCCCCACCCUGCCUAGCCAUCUGCCCAGUGGGGACAGCCGGCCCUUCUCCCUGACUGAAGGUGGCCCUUCCCCAGGGCAGGCUGCCGCAGAGCACACCCGGGAGGGCCGGUGGCUACAGUAGUGCAGUAGCAUGAAGGGGGGGCACCCGUGGGCCUGGCAGAGUCCAGGGCCCUAGAUGAGCAGGAAGAGCAUCUUCAGCCUGGGCCUCUGGGCCUCGGGGGUGGGCAGAGCAGGCAGAUGGCCUUGGGGCCCUUGCCAUGCAGCUCUGUGCCCUGUCUGCUUCCUCAGGCCCAAGGCUCGGGGUUCCCUGGUAACCCAUGGUUCUGGGCUGAUGAGGGCACCUGACAGCCUUGCCUCUACCCGACACUGGAACUCAGCACCCCCAGCUACCUCCCAGGACAGGCCCUGAGUCUGACUGCCACCAUGCUGACCUGACAGCCCCUGGCCUCCCUGUCCUCUCGCCUCUGGUCUCUCUGCUUCUGUUCUCUACCUCUCCUGGCCCUCCCUCCCUGCCUCUGCGACCUCUGCUGUGCUUGGGCCCACCCCCCUGCCCCACCGGCCCGUGCUUGUCAUGGUAGAGGUGGCGGCCCUGCUGACAGGGCCCUCUGCUGUCCCCAGUGGUGCCCCCUGCUUGGGGUAGGAAGGUGCUCUGCUCUUCCCACCCGCAGGGCUGCAGAAGCAGGGGCUUGGGGCCCAGGGGCCACACAGGGCAUGCUCUGCCUCUAAGCUCUGGCUUUGCAAACUCCUUGCCUAGGUCAGGGCAGCCUGGUUGGUUAGCAGUGGGCUAGCUUGGGCUGUGGUGUGGACCUGGGGCCUGUUGGGUGGCCAGCUGAGGCCUUGCUCUGAGGAGAGACACUGCAGGAAACAGGCUCCUGUCUUCCGGUCUCGGUUGGCCUGUGGUCAAGCCCCCGCAGGAAGCCCCUUCCCCUCUUUUUUACCUGCUUCUCCAUUUCUGGUUGUGUGGUCUUUUGAUACAAGCACUGAAGGCCAGGGAGGGGGCUUGGCCAAGGUCACAGUGGUCUGGUAUUGUCUCCUCGGCUCUGUCUUGGCUCCUUUUGGGGCCCAGAGGACAGCUAGGUCAGAAGGUUGGGCAAGGGUCAGGCUGGAGUCCAGAGCCCCCAGAGGAGGUGGCCAUAUGGCCUCUGGCCUCUUCCCUGGGCCCUGCCUUCCAGCUGUGAUUUUGCAGGGAGGCAGGGGUGCUCAGACUCACUGGGCUCAGACAGGCCAUGUUCCCCUGGGGGGUGGGGGUGGGCUGAGGGCUUGGCCUUGGUGGUCCCAGACGAUGUGAAUUUUGAUAUUUGCCCGUGUGCGUGUGUCUCCUGGGUGUAGUGGGUGCCAGUCUUCUUGCUGUGACAAGUAACAAUCUUUUUUUUAUUCUGUUUUUUUAUACAAAAAUUCACAACAAUCUGACAUUCUGGUGCUAAGGGUUUCCUGGUGCCGACGGUGGAUCUAGGGGCUGGGCUGGGGUCCCUUCCCUGCUCAGGGAGGCAGUGCUUACUGGGCACCCCUCUGCCCCCCAGCUCCUGUCCUCAUGCAGUCCCUGGAGAGGAGGGCUCCAAGCUGGGCUCAGUUCUCCCCCACCUGCGGCAGGGAGACGGGUUCCAGGGGAACUUUGGGGCCAGUUCGCCACACUGCCUGUCUCUAGCUGCUUCUAUUGAGCAAAAGGCUCUGACCCGGGGCAGCCAAUGGCCUGAUGUCCUAGGGAGGGGCUGUGGAGAUAGGUGCUCCCCUCGCCUCACACCUUGAUCUGAUCGAAGGUGGAGGCGUGGGCAGUGGGUGUGAUCCAGUGUCAAAGGCCAAAGCGGGCAGCAUGGCAGGCCUUUGGGCAGGAGGGCUGUCUUUCCUGUGUUCCUGGGUGUCACUGUGGUGUACAGCUGAUGGAGGAAGGGGUAGGGCCAGGCAGCUGCUGCAGGGACGGCCUCAGGAGGUGGGGAGCAGGUGCUGGCAGGAGCCCCAGGUGCACUUUGUCCUUGUCACCAAUGGUUGGAGGAGGUUGGACCUCAACACCUCUGCUGGGGAUAGGCACCCACCCCAGCCUCUCAGGUACUUGGCCCUUGGGGAGUAGUGGGCUGGUUUUUGCUGUGGGGUGAGUUUCCAGGUCACCCCCAAAAGUCCAUAGAUGGUCCCUGGUGUGAGAACCCCGCCUAGAUCUGUAGGAAGAGAUGGGGUCCUGGGUAACUUGAUGUUUAGCACUUUAACCCCCUUCUGUAUCUUUAAAGUAGGCAUGGGGGCUGCUGCCAAAAGUGGCUAUUGGGUUGGACCCCCUCUCUCCCUUCUUCUCCCCCUGCUUCCUAUGCGUUGACUGGUGAGUAGUGAUGGCAAGCCGGGCUGCAGAGCUCCUCCGAAGCUAGCAGAGCCCUGGUUGGCUCAGUGGGAUCUGCCCACCCACUCUGGCAGGAAUGAAGCCCGGUAACCACCUGGCUUUGAUUGACACCUUCAGCAAGAGGGACCAAGUGGCAGCCCUCCUCCCCACCUUGUCGUGGGCAUGGACCCUGCCUGAGACCCAAGCCCAGGACACAAUUCUGGGUCCCUUUCUGAAGAUCUACCUCUGGCCCAGCCCACCUCCUUUGGCCUGAGAACAGGAAAGGGCCAACUCAAUGGGCUGACACUUCAUACAAAAAUAGGAUGCACUUUACUUGCAGAGGCAGAUGAGGGUGUGCCCUGGUGUGAUGGGUGUCCCGGCGGUAAUCCCCCUCCUAUCCCUCUAAAUCAGAAGGGAAAGAAUGGGUGUACUCUGGCCCGCAGCGGGGAGGGCUGUUCCCGUGUGUCCCCGCCCGGUGGGCCCAGGCGGCUUGCCCUGGAGGCGUGAGUUUCAGGGGGGCUGGCCAGCACCUCCAGCCUGGCAGCCACACGUCCCGUACUUUGGGUUUCAUGGUUUGGGUUUUUUAAUGCCAGUUCUCCGUACAUAAGUGCAUUUUGAAAGAGAGGUUCCAGCUAUCACUUGUAACCAUAUAUAUACAUAUAUAUUCUAUCUACAAAGUGUUUAUUUGCAAAAUGUUUUGAGGUGAGCUCGGGCCCUGCCCGCUUUGUGACCAUUUGUCCCCGGUCCUCGUUCUCGUCCCCUGGCCCUAGUGGCGCGGGGGCGGAUCUUCAACUGUAUGUAUUAAAAAUGACUGUAUCAAAUAAAUGUUUAUUGAUUUUUUUUCCA
Messenger RNA from Manis javanica (Malayan pangolin), 6345 nucleotides. RefSeq names its product zinc finger protein 512B (gene ZNF512B). Gene Ontology annotation, molecular function: zinc ion binding. The record is from RefSeq and is a predicted model, not a curated record. Lineage: Eukaryota; Metazoa; Chordata; Mammalia; Pholidota; Manidae.